Vanderwaltozyma polyspora DSM 70294 is the source of this 2790-nucleotide messenger RNA. It is a transcript of the gene SPC110, whose product is annotated as Spc110p. The transcript has a single exon. The coding region runs from base 1 to 2790 and encodes 929 amino acids. The record is from RefSeq and is a predicted model, not a curated record. Lineage: Eukaryota; Fungi; Ascomycota; Saccharomycetes; Saccharomycetales; Saccharomycetaceae.
AUGGAUCAUACUGGUGAACAGAAUAUCCAAUCGGUAAAGAGUUAUGAAUUUACGCCAAUUGGUUAUAUAAAGGAGAAACAAAAUAAUGGUGCUAGUAAGAGACCUAAUGAAUCGCCAAUUAAGGAAUCCAUGCAAGAUACUUUUAGAAAUGAGAGUCCUCCAAGGAAAGUUAGAAGGACAAGUAUUGAUGAUGCGAUGAAUUCCAGGAUGUUUAAUGAUUCUAUGCAAUUCGAUGAUACUUUGCCAGAACUGGAUGUCAAUUUGCAGAGUAGUAAAUUGACAUCAAUAAAUAUGAAUAAAAAAAAUUUAAUAAAAGAAUUAAAAGAAAAUUCAAAUGCUUCAAAUCCUUUAAAAGAACAACAAGAACAGUUAAGUAAACUGACAACGGAAAAUUAUAAUUUGAAAUUGAAAUGUAAUUCAUUGUUAAAAGUAUUAAAUAACGUAACUGAUCAGGGUGAAUUAAGGAAAAGUUUAGAAUUUUUAGAUGAAAUUGAAGAAUGGAAAUCUAAAUAUUCAACUGCCAAUAGUGAAUUUAAUCUUUUAAAGAUAAAGUAUGAUGAUUUAGUAAUAAAGUUUCGCAAUUUAGAAUCAAAAGUAGACGAACAAGAAUCAGAAGUUGAAGAUCAUACAAGAUGCAUUAUUGAACGUGACAAUUUGCAAAAUAAGAUUGAUAAGUUGUCUGAAGAAUUAGGGACUUUGAAUGAUAAACUUGACACAAUAACGAAAGAAUUGAUAGCAAAAGAUGAAUUGAUAGCUUCAAAUGAAGAAGACAUUAAACAACUAAAUAGUCACAUUGAUACUUUAAAAAAUACAAUUAGAGGUUUGGAAGAAACAAUUAUUGAAAAAGAUGAUAAUCUGAAGAAACAGAAAGAUGAAAUUAAAACUUUGAACAAUAAUUUAAAUGAUUCAGAUCAUUUAGGUAGUGAAUUUUUAUUGUUACAAAAUAAAUUGAAAGAAAAAAAUUCUCAAAUUAGUGUACUAGAGAAUAAUUUAAUUGACUCAAAAAAUACAGCAACUGAAUUGAAAACCAGAUUGGAAAAUCUACAGAAGGAAUACGAUGAUAAAUUGAGAGAAAAAAUAAACCAAAUACACAAACUAGAUGAUAACAUUAAACAACUGAAAUCUGAACGAGACUCUAAAUAUGUAUCUCUUGAUACAAAUGAUAAGGUUAGAAAAGAUUUUGAGCGAAUGAGAGAAAACAAUGCUAAUUUAGAUUCUAAGCUAUCACAAAUAUCUAAUGAAAAUAAACUAUUUAGAGAUAAAAUUUCCAAGCUCUCCAAUCAAUUGGAUGAUACCAAAAGGGAAAGAGACAAUCAAGUUGAAUUGAUGAAGAGAAGAAUUGAUGAAAUCAUAACUAAUAAUAAUAGGGAAAAUAGUAUUGCCGCUGAUAAAUCCGAAGAAAUUAGAGAGAAACAGGAAGCUCAUAUUAAUGAAUUACAAAGAAAAUUAAAUGAUACAUUGAAAGUACAGACUUUAUCAAUUUCAACUGUAGAAGAUAAAUUUAAAGCUGAAAUACUAAAAACAAAGAAGGAGUUGGAAGAAAAUGCCCAAAAACUUCAGAAAUCAGAAGAGUUAGUAAAAGAAUUAAAAAGACAAGUAAUAGAAAAUACUACCAAUGCGUCAGAGAGAAAUUCAAAAAGAUUAGAGACAAAAGACAAAGAAAUCAAUUUACUUAAGAAUGAUAUUAUCGAAUUAAAGAAUAAAAUCAACAGUUUAGAAAAGGACUCUAAGCUUGAAGACAAUAAUCUGAGAGAAUAUUAUACCAAUAAAAUAAGGCAAAUUGAGGAAGAAUCUUUAAAUGAAAAAGUUAAGUUAGAAAGAGAAAUCUUCAUGCUUAAAUCCGAAAGAGAUACUCUAAUAGAGUCCAAUAAACACGAUAUUAACUUCUGGAAAUCAAAGUGUAAUUCUCUAGAGAAACAAAAUGAAGCUCUAUUGAGUCAAGAAAAUGAGGGUUUCUCAUCAGUAAAUUUGAAGCUGAAUCAAAGAUUAAAGGAACUGGAUGAACUAUUGAAUCAAAAUAAUACAUUGAAAAAGGAUAAUAUGGAACUAACGAGAAAACUUUCCAAAUCACAAAUUUUAAAUGAAGAAUAUAAAGUGGAAUUGAGGAAGGCGGUUGCUGAUCUAGACAUGGCAACUAAAGAAUAUCAAAAAUCUAAGGAUUUUACUAAGAUACGAGGCAGCGAUGACAGUAAUUUUGAACUUGAUAAUAUGAGAAAGAAUUUACUAAUCAUGAAAACUAAGUACAAUAAUAUCAAAAAAGAUUAUUUAACCAAAUUAUCCGAAUUACAAGAAGAAAAUUUACAAUUAGAGAAGAAGUUAUCGAUGAAUCAACCGACAUCAAGAUCAUCUGACAAUGCUGCUGCUGUGCAACAAGAUAGAAUUGAUUAUUACCGAUUAAAAUAUCAUAAUGAAGUAAAAUCAAAUAAUGAUUUGAAGGUAAUGAACGAAUAUCUAAACCGUGUUCUAAUGGCAGGGUCUCAGCAAAUACGUUUGGAUCUUUUGAAACUAAAAGAGGAGAUGAAUUUGAAUGAUUAUAAUUAUUCUAACUUUCCUAAUAGAGAUUACUACAACAGUAGAAAUCCAUAUGAAAGCGCAUAUGAUUUCAGGUUUGUCAAUAAUUCGCACAACAUAUUUGAAAAUCGUCACCGUAAGAAGUUUAAAACAAUAGCAUUAUUAGUUAAGGCAUGUGUUAGGAUGAAGAAUACAGCUAUAAAACGUAGAUGGGACGAACAACGUAUCAACUAUUUACAGAGGAAAAUAGCUGUUGAUGACAAUCGCAUUACUUGGUGA